This is a messenger RNA of Octopus sinensis (East Asian common octopus), 1810 nucleotides long. RefSeq lists its product as uncharacterized. Lineage: Eukaryota; Metazoa; Mollusca; Cephalopoda; Octopoda; Octopodidae. The transcript is spliced from 6 exons. The coding region runs from base 78 to 1622 and encodes 514 amino acids. The record is from RefSeq and is a predicted model, not a curated record.
UUCCAAACGACUAGUUCACGAUCGCGAUCUGCUGCCUGACUUUUAUCGCUUCAGAAGAAACGAAAACAUUUCCAGCCAUGACCAUCGGAUAUCUUCUGCUUGUGGGCAUUUGUCUUGGCAUUGCCAGACACGUCUAUGCCGUGGAUUUGACCCUGAAACCUGGUGAAACCAGUAAUGUCGUCAUCGAUGCAACCAUAAGAAAAAUCAGAACAAAAUGUAUUCUGGCAGAAGAUUAUUAUUUCCUGAGACGGUUGGCAGAGGCCCAGAUGGAGUCUAUCCAAGCAAGAACGGGUGGAAUAUGGAGGGUAACCAAAGCCCAACUGACAACUGUCAAAGAUGCUUGCAAAGGUACACUGGGACCAAGCUGUAGUAAAGUCCAAACAGAGUUGAACGUUGCUGUAUCAACCGUAACAUUGUCCGACCUACGAAAACCCCUAUAUUCUGGACUGGUAAUGAGCUUGUUUAUCUUAAACUUACAAGCGCCAAUCUCAGUCGAUAAACAAGGGCAAGCAGAUUACUGGGUCCAGCAUAUCAACCCAGAUGGCGCGAGGGAAGUCUUCGUAGAUUCUGCAAAGAAAUUAGAACAGAGGAAUGAUUGCGCCAGUGCCCAGAUCGACCUUGUUUUCCUGAUUGAUUCAUCCGGAAGUGUUCAAGAGCCUAACUUUAAUAAGACAAAAAACUUCUUGGAAAAUAUUGUGCGUAAUCUAGACAUUGGUCCAAAUAAGACACGUGUUGCAGUGAUUAGAUUUUCAAGUUUUUCUCUUGUGUCAUUUUCCUUAAGUGCCCACAGUACGAACUCUGCAGUAAUAAAGGCUAUUGACGCUAUAAGUUAUGAUGAUGGUAGUAGUACUGCUACGGACUUGGCUCUUGACGAAGUACGUACCAGUGUCUUUACAAAUACAAGAAAAUCUGUUGCUGCAAAAGUUUUAGUUUUGGUCACAGAUGGACACUCAAAUAGUGAAAUUAGAACAGUAACGGCAGCUCAGAAACUGAAAGAUGACGGCGUCACUAUAUUUACAAUUGGAGUUGCCAAUCCAAGAGUGUCUGAGUUAACUGCAGCAGCAAGUGAACCCAGUUGUACACAUUUCAUCAACUUGAAAGAUUAUAAUGAGAUUGGUUUUAUUGUGAGGGAAAUUGAAUCUGAUUCCUGUGAAGCUCCGGCCGUUGUUCAGAACGAAACUUCAUUACUCAAUAUGGCCAUUCCAAAAACUAACGAGACAAAACAACAAGUCCUGCAGAUCAACAACAUGGCAAAGUCCACCUUGGGUACAACAGUUCUGGUGGGUGUCCAGUGUGGUGUGGUCACUGUGUACGCUUCAUUUAACAACAGUUAUCCCAAUGAAGCCGACUACGACUACGAGGAUUGGGCAACUGACAAUAAGCCGGGCAAAUUAUUUCUUGUACAAAAAUCAGAACUUGAUCAGCUUUUCCUUACUGUUCUUUCCAAGAAACGAUUUGAUCUCAAUUCCUCAGCCUGUGACAAUCCUUCCUACAACAUCAGCUUCAAAACAACAGUGGCCACGAUAACUCCAGUAAGAAUGAGUGAUGCUGCAGUCACUAAACAGCUUUUUAUAAACGCAUGGAUUUAUGCCGGGCUCUUACUUCUUUGGCAAAUGGCUUGAUCAGAACUAGUGACCAUCUAUAAAUGGUACCAAUACCAAUGGACUCUUAUACACCCACAUAAACACAUCCAUACAUGCAUGUGACUGCGUGUGUACCGUUGGCGAUUUUUUUUGCUCUGUCUUCCCUUCUCUGGAUCCUUCCGUCUCCUAUGUUUCUGACGAAGAGCUCCGCUCAAAACGUAAAACCC